Molecule: messenger RNA, 4212 nt
Organism: Austrofundulus limnaeus
Lineage: Eukaryota; Metazoa; Chordata; Actinopteri; Cyprinodontiformes; Rivulidae
Gene: zhx3b
Product: zinc fingers and homeoboxes 3b
Exons: 5
Coding region: 706-3873 (1055 amino acids)
Biological process (GO): regulation of transcription by RNA polymerase II
Cellular component (GO): nucleus
Molecular function (GO): DNA-binding transcription factor activity, RNA polymerase II-specific; DNA binding
Source: RefSeq, a predicted model, not a curated record
AGGUGGUACUGUCUCUUUAAGAGAAGUUACCUGAGAGGAGGGGUACAGGUGCGAGCCGCUGGGACAUCACGUUUAGCCAACGCUGUUUUUGCUCCACUCAGACCCCCCCACUACCACAAAAUGUGUCGGCGGCGGGUCAAAGCUGGAGCGAGAUGUCUGACUCACUUUAGCCCCCUGCGGCGCAGCAGAGAGAGCUCGAGCCCUCACGCCAACUCAACCAUCAGUGACGUCGACGUCACGUGUGCGUCUCCUUCCCUCGGUUACGUCCGUCGUAUUUUCCUCCCCUCCGCUGCCUUGACUGUCUGCUUUACGCCGCGAGCCAGUCGACACAAACAAGCGCCGAGAAAGACAAAAAGAGGACCGUCGUCGGGACCUGUCCGGUACCGGUAUCACGUCUAUGACCGAGCCGAUGGACGGAGGGGUCUCACCACCUAUAAGUUGCCAUCAGUGAAGCCCGAACCUCCAGUCCGUUAUUGCCUGUUGUGUGAGCUCAUGUCAGUGUAAACUUUUUUUUGUGUUGUUGUUUUUAAACCUGCGCUUCUUUUUGCUGAGCUCCGGCAGACGGAUUCUACUAAAACCUUGCUCAACGACUUGGACCAAUGGAUAAGCCCUGCCAUCUUUGUUCCUCCAUGCCUGUUUUAUAAUUGAGACAACCAUCUUCCAUUUCACAGUUUUUUCAGCCGUUUGACCAGUUCUCCCCACACUAUGGCCAGCAAAAGAAAGUCGACUACGCCUUGCAUGAUCCCUAGUAAGACUAUCCGCUCUGUUGAGGAGGUUGAGCAGGACUCUCCGGUUCCUGUCCGUCUGUCCAGGGUUUCUGGAAGUGACCGGCUCAGCCCUUUAGUCCCCAUUGAGUCUUCUAAACCAGAAAGCGGUGCUGGCACUUACACUUGUAAGUCCUGCAACUUUGAAACCCGUGACCUCAACUUGUUUUUGGAUCACGUCUACAGCGCRCACCCAGAGUUCAGGGCGGACCCGGGUUUUGUUUGCAGAAGCUGCGGCGUUUCAGCWCCCAAGUUCGAGGGGCUGGCCCUGCACAACGCCAGGGUUCACCCCAGCACGGUGAGCACCACUCUGCACCUGAGGAAGAGGGACAGGAGGGUGGUGGUGGAGCAGAAUGUGGUGGCUGGGGCAGAGACGUGCAAGGACAGUGAGAUUUCUAUCAGCAAAACCCCCAUCAUGAGGAUGCUGAAGGGCAAGUCGGAGCCUAAACGGAUUGUGGUGUCCCACUCUGCCUCCGAGGAGCCAUCUUCAGAGUCACAUUCUGUCUCUGCGUUCAGAGAGUCUGAAAGAAAAGAAGCUGCUACAGUGACUGUCACACAUGUUCCUACGAUUGUCCACAAUGGAACGACGAAGGCCACGAUGCCCUCAGCAAUACAGAUUGUUAAUGGUACAACAACGUUACCGAUUCUAAAGACUCCCAUCACACAUAUUGUUACUCCAAACAAAAACCUUCAUCACUCUUCACCAGUAACGGUCUCCUCAAAUAUGUCCUCAACUUCGUCAACCUACUCCUCCCAAAAUCUACCCAAGGUGAUGAUUCCUUUGAGCAGCAUCCCCACCUACAGCGCCUCCAUGGACUCCUCUUCUUUCCUGAAGACCUCCUUCAGUAAGUUCCCGUACCCCACGAAGGCCGAGCUCUGCUACCUCACUGUGGUCACCAAAUUCCCAGAAGAACAGAUCAAGAUCUGGUUCACGGCUCAGAGACUGAAGCAAGGCAUCAGCUGGUCUCCUGAGGAGAUCGAGGAGGCCAGGAGGAAGAUGUUCAACACCAUCAUCCAGACGGCACCAGCUGGCUCGCAGAACCAGACACGGAGUCACCACGGCUCAGCCCAGCACACCAUCACAGUCCUGCCGGCCUCCCUGGGGCCCACGGGGAUCCCUCAGUUUCUGCAGGGAUCACUUGUCAGCCAGGGAGGGGUAAUCGUCACACAGCCCGUCAUGGCCAACGGCAUCCAGGUCAGCAGCGCUCCCGUGGCCCUGGCGGUGACGCCGAAGCCCCAGGCGGCGGCUCGACCCGCCAUGCAGGCCCGGCCCGCUGCAGCGCUGGCGGCGGAUAAAGGCACUGGUGUGGUGGUGGGCACGAUGGGCAGCAGCAGCGCAGAGAGCAGCGUCAUCACCAGCAGUAAAAGUUGUAAAAGUGGGGGAGGGGGUGCCUGCGGCGGUGACGCUGGCGUCAUCAACCUUAGUCUUGGAAACAGUAACCAUAGUAACAAUAAGGYAGGCAGUGUCAAUGGUAAACACAGCAGUGCUAAAGCCAACUCUGCAGACAAGAGCAAUAAUAAAGUUAGCAGCCACGCACCGUCUGAGAACACACAUGUAAAUGAGGCUAAAGCCAGCGUGGUGCAGAGUGACAGUAAGACCACAGAAAGCAAAGCUGCUAACAAUAAAACAGGUGAUAAAGGACAGAAGAGCAACCAAUCAGACGGCGGCAGCAGCAGUAAUAACUCCACUAGCACAGAUGAUCCCUCUGUUACUGACUGUCCAGCCAUCAAACUGGAAGAGGCUUCAUCUCCAGCCUUGAAGUCUUCCUCACCUUCUCCUGCAGCAGCCCCUGGCAGCACACCUGGCUCCAGAACCCCCGUCAGCACGAUGCUGGACCCCAGCUUUUACAAAGGCAAGAAGUCCCAGGUGCAGCUCAGCACCCUGAAGGACAGCUUCCAGGUGAACCAGUGGCCCGACCAGGAGGAGGUGGACCGCCUCAUCGCUCUGACGGGCCUCACGGUGCGCGAGGUCCGCAAGUGGUUCAGCGACCGGCGCUACCACUUCCGUAACCACAAAGGGCCUCGSUCCAGCACUGCGGGGCAGAGUAAACCCAGCGCCGCGUCGGGUSCAGGGAGCUCCACAGGUACGCCGGUGAGCGGCUCCGCCUCCGACGGUGCUGCUCCUACAGAACUGUCAGAAAGUAGCAGCAGCUCGUGUGCUAAAACGCCCCAGCCCAACUCCCGUAAUGCUCCUCCAAGCCCACCGGCCAAACAGACUCCCACCUCUCCCAGCACGCCRUCACGCCGACCCCCAAAACUGCCCUCACCUGAUUUCACAGCCAUUCGCUACAAAGAGAGAGAACCUCAUCAGGUUAAGGCCCUUGAGGCCAGCUUUGCCCAGAAUGAUGACCCAUCUGGAGAGGAAGUGGACCGGCUGCGCUCUGAGACCAAGAUGACCAGGAGGGAGAUCCACGGCUGGUUUGCCGAGAAGAGAAAGAGACUGGCAGCUGAGAAAAAGAAGGACGAGAUCAACCAAGCGCAGAGAGAGGAUGAGGAGGAGAUGGAGGUCAAUGAAGAGGACAGACAGCGAGAUGAUGGUUCAGGAGAACCAAAAGUCAACCCCAUCAAAAUCAACCUGAAGAUGCUGAAGGUGACGGAGGCCAGCGGCAAAGCGGAGGACGAGGGUUUGGAUAAUCUGACUGUAGCAACUCAGUCCAGCAGCACACCUGCUUCCUCCGCGGGCCCCACCUCCUCCAACACCCCUAAACCAUCCCAACCCUCCACCCCAACACCAAAAACACCCCAUUCUCCUAAACCCACAGUCGUACGAGGCAAAAAGACCGCAGAGCAGCUUCACCUGCUCAAACAGGUCUACGCUCGAACCCAGUGGCCCAGUGCCACUCAGUACGAUGACCUGAUCUCGGGCACUGGGCUGCCCAGACCUGAGGUGGUGCGUUGGUUUGGGGACUCCAGAUACGUGCAGAAGAACGGGGUACUGAAGUGGCUGCAGGAGUACCAGAGCAUGGCUCUGGAGRAAGACCUGCAGGAGGAGAACACAAAGAUCCUGCAGGAUCAUCUCAACAUGCAUGGUCAGCUGGAAGAYUCCCAGGUACUAAUAACUGUUUGUUUUUCUAUGAAAGGCAAAGAACUGAUUCUUAUUAACAUUUAAUAAGACAACAGGUCCAUGUGGGUCUGGAGAAACCAUACAAGACUGUUUUGUAGAUCUUUAAGUGGUUUCAUAUUCAUUGUUUUUAAGAACCAGAAGAUAUUUUGGGGACUCAUCUACUAUAUAAAUUAGACGUCUCAUAAAAAAAAAUCCUAGUUUCUGUCAAAUGUGAUUACAGUAAAUCAAGUUGCAGCUUUUUUUUUUUACUAGCUUGAGUGUCUGUUUUAACUGAAACUUGAACCUUUUUAUWCAGAUUGUAUAAGUUCUUCCAAUGUUAAAAAUCUGAAAUCACAUCUUGUCCCUUUUAUUAAAAAUCUGUUUCAGUGGUUAAUUUAAAAAAAA